UAGAUUGCAACUCUUAUAUUAGGUACUCAGGUACGAGGUAGUAAUAGUAAACAAUGCGGCCUAAGUUACGGAUCGCUUCAUGCCGUGCCACCAUCCCCCCCGGCCUCGAUCUUGCCCCAUUGGCCAGAGUGAGAGGCGCGUCACCUACCUAAAACGGAAAUCCAUAAGUGAAUGGAGACUCAUGCGCGGCGCGGGGGAAAUUACGUAUAAGUUGGUACCUGUCUGCGCGUCCGAGUCUUUGUUACGUUUGUUUACUGUCUUAUCUUCGUACGCCUCUCAAGCGGAUGAGAUAGUAGGCAGUAGAGAAUCAUCAGUUCGUAAUCGACAGCCAUGAAGUCCUCCGCUGUCUGCGCCUUGGCCUCUGCUUCUCUGGCAAGCUGUUCUAGGAUAGGUUACAGAGACACGAACACAACCACUUCGGCAGCGCCAACGGCCACGGCGAGUCCUACCGAACCGUGCGCCAUUGUAAGCGCCUCAUGGGCCGCACAGAUUAGCGCCACUCCGACACCCACCGUGGAGGCGUCAAUCGCGUACGAAUGUCUCAAUUCCGUCCCAAUUAACAAGGAGGCCGCUCUCAAGUUCAUCAACGAGCUAGAGCCGUAUGUCGAGUGGCAGUCUGACACCGCCUUCAAGAAAAAUCCGCCAGCCGAUUAUUCUUAUCCUCCCACAGAUCUUUGGGCGACGAUAGCCGACGUCAAGGCUGGUAUAGCCGCGGACAAGUACCCCAAUGAAUAUUCGUGGCAGUCAGACUUGUACAAUAGGCUUUUCGGAUCCGCGCACGACGGCCACUUUGUUGUUUACCCGGAUGCCCUAUCUAGCGCCGUCGAGUGGCAGCGGCCAUUCGCUCUGGUGUCGAUCAGCGAAGAGGGCCCAGAUGGUUCUGCACCGGUAAUCAAGGUGUACGACGAUGUCGUGUCCGGCGUAAAGCCGGCGUCGGCAGUGAAGCUCAUCAACGGAGUUGACGCCGCCACCUACGUCGAGGAUUGGAUCAAUCUGGCUUCUGGUAACCAGGAUGCCGACGCCGCAUACAAUUCUAUGUUCUUCGAGAAAGCCUUCGUCGCCGAGAAUAAGAACCGAGGCUAUUUCCAGACGGGCGGUCGCGUAAGAUACAUCUAUCCCGGCAACAUUACCUCGUUCACCUUCGAAAAUGGAACGGUACUCGACCUACCAAACGUAGCCAGGCUGAAGAAUACCUGGGCAGGUGUUGUUGACGGUCCAUCCUUCUUCAAGACUUUCUGUUCAGGUGCAGAUAUUCAAGCCCUGGCCACUUCGACGACAUCUGCCACUGCUUCAUCUACGACGGCGACACCCGCGGCUACGAGCGCAGUCCCCAUCGUAGGAUACCCCGACCCUGUCAUCAUUUCCGGUGAUUCUUCUAUCUCCGGUUACUUCAUUGACCAGCCCGGCUUUGAAGAUGUGGCGGUUCUAGUCAUGCUCUCUUUUGCGCCCGAAGACGCGGUUGAGUUUCAGCGCGUCGCUCAGGAUUUCUAUGCGGCUGCUGUGAAAGCCGGUAAGAAGAAGCUUGUCGUUGACGUACAGGCAAACGGCGGUGGAUACAUUUUCCUCGGCUACGAUGGUUUCCGUCAACUAUUCCCGGAUAUCGUCCAGGAAGGCCUAGGACGUUGGCGGCAGCACCCUGGGUUUGAGGCUCUGGCUAAGGUGUUUUCUGACAUCUCUGCCGGCUUCGACCCUAAUACUGCCCCUUCCGACAUCAUCAACGCAUAUGAGUCCGUCUUUAAUUGGCGAUAUGACCUCAACAUCACCGACGGAAACUUUACGUCUUACGAAGACAAGUUUGCACUACAGGAAUUUGGCGGUGACACUUACACGAACCUGAUGCAGUGGAACUUCAAUGACCCCCUAAGCACGGUGAACGAUACCUACGGAUUCGGUACCGAUAUCACAGGCUAUGGUAGCCGGCGGAACUUUACGCGCCCCUUCGGUGGACCCGAGAAUGUUGUACUUCUUCUCGAUGGGUAUUGCGCAUCAACAUGCACCUUAUUCGCCGAGUUUCUCAAGGCCAAUGCGGGCGUGAAGAGCAUAGCCAUGGGCGGACGGCCGACCAAGACAGGCCUGAUUCAGGGCGUUGGUGGAGUAAAGGGAUCGCAGAGCUACGGCUUCGCAGACGUUUAUUCGCAGGCUGUAACGGCCCGAAGAUACACGAAUGAUUCCGCUAUUCUCGAGACGCUAGACAAGUAUACGACGUACGUCAGCGAACGCAGCACGGCGGCUAGUCUGAACGUGAAAGACCAGAUCCUCCGUGGUAAUGUCGAGGACGGCAUACCCGCACAAUUCGUCGUCGAGGAAUCAGACUGCCGGCUCUGGUGGACAGCCCCCAUGGUCACCGACAUUACUGAGCAAUGGAAAGCGGCCGCGACGGCGGCUUUCAAGGGUGGAAAGUGUGCGUACGGCGCUAUCAACCCGUCGACAAACGGCACGACAACUAAGAGAGCAACAACAUCUAUUCAAGCUCUUCCGUCCUUUGGCAAGCCGAGAUUCACCGUCCCGACCAAGGUAGGGACCAAGGUCCCGCCUAAGAAGCGGGACGUUGGGCAGAAGAGCUCCGUCUUCAUGGCCAAUCAAUUCAUGAAAGUUGUGGACUAGAGAAGAAAAUUCUAUCCCGGCUAUUACGAUGGUAUAUAGGUACCU
Molecule: messenger RNA, 2649 nt
Organism: Daldinia caldariorum
Lineage: Eukaryota; Fungi; Ascomycota; Sordariomycetes; Xylariales; Hypoxylaceae
Exons: 3
Coding region: 331-2604 (757 amino acids)
Source: RefSeq, a predicted model, not a curated record